UUUUGUCUUUAGACGAUGACGGAGGCUAUGAUUGAAGUCGCCCUCGCGACUUUGAGAUCUCUCAUUCAGAAGGAGAUCGAUUUGUUUCUGGGUGUUGAUCGAGAGAUGAGAAGGCUUUCCAGCGUUCUCUCUACGAUCAAGGCCGUGCUUGAAGAUGCUGAGGAGAAGCAGCUCACCAACAAAGCCCUCAACAAUUGGCUCCACAAGCUUCAAGAUGCAGCUCACUUGCUGGAUGACAUCUUGGAUGAGUGUUCAACACACGCCCUUUCAUUGGAAUACCCAGAACUCAAGUGUGGGUCGUCACUCACGGGAGACUUGGCCAGUGGGCUCUCAUCUAGUAGACAAAUGAGUGUCUUGAAGCAUGCAGUUUCUGUUGGGUUCCUCAUGGAGAUGUCCAAUGCGUUGCAAAUUUAUCAGCUCCAAUUUGGGAAUGAAGUUUCAUGUAAUCUUGUGCAGCGAGACUUUCUUUAUGAAUCAUUGUUGCAAAUAUAA
This is a messenger RNA of Neltuma alba, 492 nucleotides long. RefSeq names its product putative disease resistance protein RGA4. Bases 16 to 492 code for a protein of 158 amino acids. The record is from RefSeq and is a predicted model, not a curated record. The transcript has 2 exons. NCBI's taxonomy places the organism in Eukaryota, Viridiplantae, Streptophyta, Magnoliopsida, Fabales, Fabaceae.